This is a messenger RNA of Tachysurus vachellii, 1746 nucleotides long. It is a transcript of the gene nr0b1, whose product is annotated as nuclear receptor subfamily 0, group B, member 1. Lineage: Eukaryota; Metazoa; Chordata; Actinopteri; Siluriformes; Bagridae. The coding region runs from base 69 to 941 and encodes 290 amino acids. Gene Ontology annotation, cellular component: nucleus; cytoplasm. The record is from RefSeq and is a predicted model, not a curated record. Gene Ontology annotation, molecular function: transcription corepressor activity; transcription factor binding. Gene Ontology annotation, biological process: negative regulation of transcription by RNA polymerase II. The transcript has 2 exons.
CGUCGGGAGCGCCGUUUAAAAACUCUUUAACUACUCGGCGUUGGGGAGGGAGGAAGCACACGGCGGCGAUGCAUGGAAGUGAGCAGAGGAAGAGACAUCUGUUCCAGUCAGGACGCUCAGCGAGCAUGGCUCAUUCGGAGAGGUGUGAAUGUGGCGGCGAGCGGCGACACCCGAGCAUUCUGUACAGCCUGCUGAAGAAGGAAAGCGCCCCGUGCGCGACCGCGCGAGCGCCUCGCAGCGCCAGGUUCACCGUGUCGCCACGCACGUGCGCGUGUGGUGUCGCGAGGCCGGUAGCGCUGCGCUCCCCGCACGCGACGUGCGCCGCGGCCUCGGCUGUGCUCGCCAAGACGCUGCGCUUCGUCAAGAGCGUGCCGUGUUUCGGUGAGCUGCCCGCCUGCGACCAGCGCGCUCUGGUGCGCAGUGGCUGGGCGCCGUUGCUUGUGCUCGGAAUGGCGCAGGACGGACUGGAUUUCGAGACGCGCGAGAGCACCGAACCCAGCAUGCUGCAGCGCCUCCUCACCGGUGCGCACGAGCGGCCCGCCAGCCCGCGCGACCACGGCGCUAACAUCAUUGACGGUGGUGGCGGGGUGGCGCUGGCCGAGGCCCAGGGCAUUAAAGCCUUCCUCAGCAAGUGCUGGGACCUCGAUAUCAGCACCAAGGAGUACGCCUACUUAAAAGGAGCCAUUCUGUUUAACCCAGACAUUGCCGGACUGCAGUGUCAGCACUACAUCCAGGCUCUGCAGAGCGAAGCGCACCAGGCUCUUAAUGAACAUGUCAAACUGAUUCACAGAGGAGACACCACGAGGUUUGCCAAACUCUUCAUUGCCCUCUCAAUGCUACGAUCCAUCAACGCCAACGUCGUGGCAGGGCUCUUCUUCAGACCCGUUAUUGGCACAGUAAACAUGGAAGAACUUCUUCUCGAGAUGUUUUAUGGAAAGUAGAAAGCCACACUCCUCAGCCGACCUGACAGGUCUCCUCCAAGAGGGACAGUGAGCAGAGACAGUGGCCUGAGGCUUUCAUACACACAAAUUUUUACACAUGCUAUUUUUGUACAAUAUUUCCUUGGACUCUAUUCCCUUAUUGCCUUCUGAGUUGAACUCAUUGCUGAAUCCAAAAUCUAACUUUAUCCUUUUUUCCGGGAAAUAGCUUUACAUUGUUUUCUGUAAUCAAGCUUUUAUGUGUUGUUUUGUACAGCCAUAUUAUGAAACAGACUAUUUAUUUGAGUAUAUUUAAACUUUAGAAACUGUUCUAGGCCUAUGUGUUUAUUGUUCCGUUGACCUCAAUGAGCAGUGCACACAUGCAUAUAUUCCAACACAACCUUUCUAUAGUUAUGGAGCCUGGUUUUCAGCAUUGAAUACAGUUACUUGGGUUAAGAAAGUUUCAAAGUGAUACAAAUUGGAAAAAAAGAAAGAAAUAGAAAAUAAAAAUGAAUGAGAAAUUGAAAAGAUUCUUACCAGAAGAGGGCAAUGUGAGCUUACAAACCCGAAAAGCUCACGCGAGGAGGUGAAAACUCCCUGAUGGCAGAGAAUACACCUUCACAUUUCCGUUUCAGCCAAAAUGCAUAUCAGUUUGAACAAACUACCGUUUGACCAAACAAAGUGCUGGAACACAGGCACUGAAGUGUAAAACAUUAUGUUGUGUCCUUGUGACAGGAUUGGAUAUGCAUGGGUGAUUUGGGACAGGACACCAUAUGUUGUGCUGUGAAAGCAUUAGUCAUAGCAGUGUAAAGUAAAAUGCUUAAGGCAA